Messenger RNA from Ostreobium quekettii, 315 nucleotides. NCBI's taxonomy places the organism in Eukaryota, Viridiplantae, Chlorophyta, Ulvophyceae, Bryopsidales, Ostreobiaceae. The record is from the annotation of a GenBank genome assembly.
AUGGGUCAGUUGGCCAUGUCGCGUGCCCUCGGCGACCGCCGCCUCAAAGACAAGGGUGUGAUUGCGGAUCCCGAGGUCACCGUCAUCGGCCGCCACCCGCGGGACGAGUUUCUGGUGCUGGCCAGCGACGGCCUGUGGGAAGUGAUGUCGGACGAAGAGGCCAGUACAUUGGCCCGCAGGUGCCUCAAGCGGUCAAAAGAGCGGGAAACAGAUGCAGAAACGGCGACGAGGGCGACGGCACGUGUCCUAAUUAGGACAGCUCUGGACAAGGGGUGCAGGGACAACAUCACCGUAACUAUCAUUGACUUGAGCUGA